Messenger RNA from Syngnathoides biaculeatus (alligator pipefish), 1247 nucleotides. It is a transcript of the gene sgtb, whose product is annotated as small glutamine rich tetratricopeptide repeat co-chaperone beta. NCBI's taxonomy places the organism in Eukaryota, Metazoa, Chordata, Actinopteri, Syngnathiformes, Syngnathidae. The coding region runs from base 109 to 1029 and encodes 306 amino acids. Gene Ontology annotation, cellular component: TRC complex; membrane. Gene Ontology annotation, molecular function: molecular adaptor activity; protein binding. Gene Ontology annotation, biological process: post-translational protein targeting to endoplasmic reticulum membrane. The transcript has 12 exons. The record is from RefSeq and is a predicted model, not a curated record.
CUCACACGCUCGUCACCCCCCACGCGCAUGCGCAGAAGAGGACCUGGCUCGCUUGAGUGACGGCGACAAGCGACGGCUUAGCUGCCGCGGCUCAGUUUGUAGGUAAACAUGGCGGUGGAGAAGCGGCUGGCGUUUUCUAUCGUACAGUUCCUACGUGAUCAAACGCACGGUGGCGCGUUGAAUUCCGACGAGCAGGAAAGCCUCGAAGUUGCCAUCCAGUGUCUGGAGACCACCUUUAAGAUCAGCGCCAGCGACUGCCACCUGGCGGCGGCGCAGCCCCUCAUGGAGGUCUUCCUCAACUCGCUGCUCAAGAACGACAACCUGAGUUUGCCGCCGACGUCGCCCUCGCCCGAAGACGCAGAGCGAGCCGAGCAGCUGAAGAACGAAGGGAACAACCACAUGAAAGAGGAGAACUACCGAUGCGCGGUGGAGUGCUACACCAAGGCCAUAGACCUGGACCUGAGGAACGCCGUCUACUACUGUAACAGGGCGGCCGCUCACAGUAAGCUGGGUCACUACACGGAGGCGACGGGCGACUGCGAGCGGGCCAUCGGGAUCGAUCCCGGGUACAGCAAAGCGUACGGCAGGAUGGGCCUGGCGCUGACGGCCAUGAACAAAUACCCCGAGGCCAUUUCCUACUUCAAAAAGGCGCUCGUGCUGGACCCGGACAACGACACGUACAAGUCCAACCUGAAGGUGGCCGAGCAGAAGCAGAAGGAAGUCAGCAGCCCCAUGGCCGCCGGUUUGGGGUUCGACAUGGCCAGUUUGAUCAACAAUCCGGCCUUCAUCAGCAUGGCAGCCAGUGUGAUGCAGAACCAGCAAGUGCAACAACUGAUGUCGGGGAUGAUGGCCAACGCCGUGGGGGGGCCGGCCGCCGGCGUGGGAGGGCUCAGCGACAUUUCCAGCCUGAUCGAAGCGGGGCAGCAGUUCGCCCAGCAGAUCCAGCAGCAGAACCCCGAGCUCAUCGAGCAGCUGCGCAAUCACAUCCGGAGUCGAUCCUUCAGCGGCAGCGCCGAGGAGCACUCGUGAUACCUCAGAACCGCACCAAACCAGACUGGACCCGAAAUGAGUGCAGUACGUACUUUUGACUUCAGCGAGUCAAGACGCCGCUGCACGUCAUGUGACACCCACUGUUGCUUUUGAGUCAUGUGACUGACACGCCUGCAUUGUGACAUUGUCAUUGCACUUUAGCGCCACUAAUAAUUCUAUGAUUAAAAAAUAACAAUAAUAAUAAACACUAAAAAGAG